Geodia barretti is the source of this 489-nucleotide messenger RNA. Lineage: Eukaryota; Metazoa; Porifera; Demospongiae; Tetractinellida; Geodiidae. The record is from the annotation of a GenBank genome assembly.
AUGCCCGGCAACUCGUCUCACAUUGCAGAAAUCACCGCCGUUUCCGGCGGCACAGUCACGUCGCCGCAAGGGUUUUCGGCCGGCGGUGUGUACAUCGGUCUCAAAUCCCGGGGCGAGGACAAGCUGGACCUGGCGCUAUUGGUCUCGGAUACGCCGUGCUCCAUAGGUGGCGUGUUCACGACGUCGGCGAUCCGUUCGGCAACGGUUGAUCUGGACCGGGAACGGGUGGCCAGCGGACAGGCUCGCGCUCUGAUCGUCAAUGCGGGCAUCGCCAACACCUGCGUGGGCGCACAGGGAUACAAGGACGCCGAGGAAAUGACUCGCCUGGCCGCCGAUUGCCUGGGGAUGGCCGCGGAGGACGUUCUGGUUUGCAGCACGGGAGUCAUCGGGGUUGAACUGCCCAUGUCCCUGAUCCGAUCCGGUGUGACCGAGAUCGUGCUGGACGACCAGGGUGGCAAUCAGUUGGCCCCGGGCGAUGAUGACCACUGA